AUGAUCGAACUGCUUGGAACGCUCUCGGGAACGCCAACUUUCUUCCGUCUACCAGGCUGCAGGGAGUUCCAAGAGAUCUACUUAGCGAAGCUCAAUAGACCACUUGUGGUGGGGGAUUGUGGCAGCUGGGUCAGAGAUGCCGUCACUGGGAAGCUAUUUGGGCAUGUCAUUGCAGGAAGCCCGAAGACUGGCCUGGCUAUGAUAAUGCCGGCACAUGGAGUUUUCCGUCACGCU
This is a messenger RNA of Ilyonectria robusta, 234 nucleotides long. RefSeq lists its product as uncharacterized. Lineage: Eukaryota; Fungi; Ascomycota; Sordariomycetes; Hypocreales; Nectriaceae. The record is from RefSeq and is a predicted model, not a curated record. The transcript has a single exon. The annotation marks the transcript as partial.